Carya illinoinensis is the source of this 8610-nucleotide messenger RNA. RefSeq names its product disease resistance protein RUN1-like. The coding region runs from base 49 to 6543 and encodes 2164 amino acids. NCBI's taxonomy places the organism in Eukaryota, Viridiplantae, Streptophyta, Magnoliopsida, Fagales, Juglandaceae. The transcript is spliced from 16 exons. Gene Ontology annotation, biological process: signal transduction; defense response. Gene Ontology annotation, molecular function: ADP binding; ATP hydrolysis activity. The record is from RefSeq and is a predicted model, not a curated record.
AAAUGGUAAUCGCACAAACGUAUUGAGAUCAGUAGGACUUCUAAUUCCAUGGACUUUCAAUUAGGAGCUUCUUCCUCUUUUUCACCCUCUUCAUCUCCUUCCAUCCGCUCAUGGAAACAUGAUGUAUUCUUGAGCUUUAGAGGUGAAGAUGUUCGCAAUAACUUUAUUUCUCAUCUAUAUAAAGCUUUGGAUGGAAGGAAAAUCAAUACUUACAUUGACAACAAUCUCGAAAGAGGAGAGGAGAUUUCAUCAGCACUUUUCGAAGCUAUUGAAGGGUCAAUGAUUUCUAUUAUUGUACUCUCUGAAAAUUAUGCUGAAUCUAAAUGGUGUUUAGACGAGCUAUUGAAGAUUCUUGAUUGCAAGGAAACAAUAAAACAAAUUGUUCUACCAAUUUUUUUCAAAGUAGAUCCAUCAGAAGUACGACAUCAAACUGGAAUUUUUGGAAGAUCUUUUGAUAAACUUGUAGAUAAGCUCAAGGAUAAUGCAAAGAUGCUGAAAUGGAAGAAAGCUUUGGAAAAAGUAGCCAAUUUCUCUGGUUUCCCUUUCCCAUCAGCGAACUUCCGGGACGAGUCUGAAUGUAUCCAGAAGAUUGUUGAACAAGUCUCAAGCAAACUACCAAUUCGUACACGCUUGCUUGUUGCGGAUCAUCCGGUUGGGUUGGAGUCUCGUGCAGAAGAUAUAAUUAAUACGCGUUUAGGUAUUGAGAUCAUUAAUGAGACACGCAUGAUAGGGAUUUUCGGUAUCGGUGGAAUUGGUAAAACAACUAUUACAAAAGAGGUGUUUAACCGCAUUGCUAAUCAGUUUGAAGAGAGUUGUUUUCUUGCCAAUGUUAGAGAAAAUUCAAAACCAGAUAAGGGCGGUCUUGUGAAAUUGCAAAAGAAAAUUCUUUCUAAGAUCCUAAGAGUUGAUCCAAAGCUGGUUGAGGUCGAUGAUGUGGAUCAAGGAAUCAUUCUGAUACAGGAGAAACUUUGCUGUAAAAAGAUCCUUUUGAUUCUUGAUGACGUUGAUGAUCUGGACCAAUUAAAAUAUCUAAGUGGGAGAUCCGAUUGGUUUGGAUUGGGAAGUCGAAUCAUCAUAACAACAAGAGAUGCGCAUCUACUAGUGCAGCUUGAUUUUGGUAAUUGGAAAACAUAUUCUAUGAAUACAUUGGAUUCUCAAGACGCUCUUAAGCUCUUUUCCUGGCAUGCCUUCAGGCGUGACCAACCGGAUAAUGAUUUUGUGGAACUCACAAAACUUGCAAUGCAAUAUGCUGGUGGCCUUCCGCUCGCUUUGAUUGUGGUAGGCUCAAAUCUACGCGGAAGAGAUAGAUGUUUUUGGGAAAGCGAAUUGGGAAAGUACGAAAGAAUUCAACAUAAAAAGAUCUAUGAUAUACUCAAAAUAAGUUUCGAUGGAUUAGAUGAUUUGGAACAAAAUAUUUUCCUCGACAUUGCAUGUUUCUUCAAAGGACACGAAAGAGAAUAUGUCACUAAAAUACUAGACAGUUGCGGUUUCUUUCCCGAUGCUGGUAUCGAAGUGCUCAAGGAUAAAUGUCUCAUAUCACUUGAUCAAGAUUAUAUUGGUCGCCAAUAUUUGAGGAUGCAUGACUUACUAGAAGAUAUGGGUAAAGAAAUUGUUCGACAGGAAUCACCCAAAGAACCUGGCAAAAGGAGUAGAUUAUGGUUUUAUGAAGAUGUUCGUGAAGUACUUGAAAAAAAUAAGGGAACAGAGCAAAUUGAAGGCAUAUUGAUAGAAAUGCCUCCGAAGGACAGCAGGAUACGUUUGGAUUCUGAUGUGUUUGCAAAAAUGGAAAAACUCAGAAUAUUAAAAGUUAGUACCUUCUGUGACUGUGGUGGAUUGAAUUAUCUCUCUAAUGAGUUAAGAGUUCUUGAUUGGCCCAUAUGUCCUUUGGAGUUUUUGCCAUCUUCUUUUCAUGGAGAGAAACUCAUUGUUUUCAAUAUCAGAGAAAGCAAAAUUAGAGAUUUAGGGACAGGAUUGCAAUCUAAGAACUUAACAAGUAUAGACCUAUAUUUCUGUGAAUACUUGACAAAUAUAUCGGAUCUUUCAAGUUGCUCAAAUCUAGAGAAGUUGCUUUUUUAUGGAUGUGCAAGUUUAGUUGAGGUUCAUGAUUCUGUUGGAUUUUUGGAUAAGCUUGUUGAAUUGGAUUUUAGAUAUUGUUCUAGCCUAAAGAAGUUGCCAAGAAGCUUCAAGUUGAGAUCUCUAGAACGCCUUAAACUUACAGGUUGUACUAGUCUUGAAAACUUUCCAGAAAUUGAGUGUGAAAUGAAAUAUUUGAAAUGUGUCAAGUUAAAAGAGACGGGAAUACAGGAGCUACCUUCAUCCUUUACAUACCUCACUGGGCUCGAGAAGUUAUUUAUAAUUGGGUGCGACAGCUUUGUGCAUUUUCCAGUAAACAUUUUUCUGUUGGAACAUCUACAGGAUGUUUCCAUCAUGCAUUGUCCAAAUUUUGUAAAUUUUGGAAAGGUGGUGGGGCAUAAUGGACAAUUCGUGCCAUGUACACAGGAAAAUGAAAUUUCAUCAAGUAUGGAAUUUAAUUUCUCAUCCAGUUUGAAGACUUUAAGUCUACGUGGUAGUGGUAUUGUUAGCCUUUCUCCAUGCAUCGAAGGAUUGGUUGGAUUGUCUAAACUUGAUUUGACAUUCUGCUAUCAACUUAAAGAAAUUCUAUACCUUCCACCAAAUAUAGAAGAGGUAAAUGCCACAAGAUGUUCCAGCCUAAAGGAUUUCUUUCCAGAAUCAAAUAAUUUAUCUCGGACAUAUAAUUUCUCAUCCAGUUUGAAGACUUUAAUUCUAUGUGGUAGUGGUAUUGUUAGCCUUUCUCCAUGCAUCGAAAGAUUUGUUGGAUUGUCUGAACUUGAAUUGUCAAACUGCGACCAACUUGAAGAAAUUCUACACCUUCCACCAAAUAUAGAAAAGGUAGAUGCUAGUGAAUGUUCGAGCCUAGAGAGUUUCUUACCAGAAUCAAAUAAUUUAUCUCGGACAUAUGAUUUCUCAUCCAGUUUGAGGACUUUAAAUCUAUCUGAUAGUGGUAUUGUUAGCAUUCCUCCAUGCAUCGAAGGAUUUGUUGGAUUGUCUGAACUUGAUUUGAGAGGCUGCCAGCUACUUGAAGAAAUUCUACACCUUCCACCAAAAAUAGAAAAGGUAGAUGCUGAAGGAUGUUACAGCCUAAAGAAAUUCUUACCAGAAUCAAUUAAUUUAUCUCAGACAUAUAAUUUCUCAUCCAGUUUGAAGACUUUAAUUCUACGUGGUAGUGGUAUUGUUAGCCUUUCUCCAUGCAUCGAAAGAUUUGUUGGAUUGUUUGAACUUGAUUUGGGAUUCUGCGAGCAACUUGAAGAAAUUCUACACCUUCCACCAAAUAUAGAAAAGGUAGAAGCUAGUGGAUGCGUGUUAUUGGAACGCUUUCCUCAUGUAUCGACAGAAUCUUCAUUUGGUAUACCCGACUUAAAACGGCUAAGCAAGAUUGACUUAUUGGAAUGCAAUAAAGUGGAAGUGGAUGUAGGGAAUCAUGCGCCAGAUCCAUUAUUGGUACAGGAACGCUUUCGGGAGAAAGAAUCAAGUACGAUUAUAUAUCCAGGAAGUAGGAUUCCAGAGUGGUUCAAGUAUUGCAAGGAGACUACUUCAUAUACUAAUUCUAUUGAAAUAGAAAUUGAUCAUAACGCGUCUAUGUGUGGGCAUCCGAUCGUGGCAUUAGUUUUGUGUCUUGUUGUGGGACCUCUUACGAAAAGUGAACCUAUUCUUAUCAAAAUAAACGGCCAGUUGAUUAAAGAUUUAGAUAAUGAUGUUUAUCUGCCGAGUUCAACGGACCCACAUCGUGUAUGGCUACGAUACAUAGCUGGAAAUUCUACUGAUGAGAUGCUGCCAAGAAGUUACAGGGAGGGGAACUAUAAUAUGAGGUUUACAUUUGAAAUUGAUUCAGAGAAAGCAUUCUUCAAAAGUGCUGGAGUCCAUCUAAUAUACGGGAAUGACAAUUUGAUUGAUCUUAAUAAUCAAUGUUCAAAGAGAUACCGAGAUGAUGGUGAGAAUGACUUGGAAUCCGAUUGGAACCCACAAAAGAAGAGGCGGGGAUCUUCAACGGCCAGCUCUAGCCUACUUGGGAAUGAAUCUAAAUUUAUGGAACAAAUUGUUCAAGAGGUCUCAAAAAUAGUAUUAGAUUGUACAUAUUUGCAUAUUGUUGAGUAUCCAGUGGGAAUAAAGUCUCGUGUAGAAGAUAUUAAUAUGCUAUUAUGUAUUGAGGAGAAUGACGUACGCAUGAUAGGGAUUUUCGGUAUUGGUGGAAUUGGUAAAACAACCAUUGCAAAAGAGAUGUAUAACCGCAUUACUAAUCAAUUUGAAGGCAGCUGUUUUCUUGCAAAUGUUAGAGAAUCUUCAAAACAAGAUAAAGGUGGUCUCGUAAAGUUGCAAAAGACAAUUCUUUCUGACAUUCUUAAAGAUUCAAGUUUGAAAGUUAGUAACGUUGAUCGAGGAAUCAAUUUGAUAACGGAGAGACUUUGUCAUAAAAAAAUUCUUUUGGUUCUUGAUGAUGUUGAUCAUUUGGACCAAUUAAAAAAAUUAUGUGGAAGAUGCGAUUGGUUUGGUUCUGGGAGUCGAAUCAUCAUAACAACAAGGGAUGAGGGUUUACUAACUAAGUAUGGUGUUAGUUUGAAAUAUCCUAUGAAGGAAAUGGAUCACAAUGAAGCCCUUCAACUCUUUACCCAGCAUGCCUUCAAAAGUGACAAACAUAUUGAUGGUUUUGCGGAUCUCUUAGAGGAUGCACUACAUUAUGCUGGCGGCCUUCCACUCGCUUUAAAAGUGAUAGGCUCAAAUCUAUAUGGAGAAGAUGUAUGUUAUUGGAAAAGUGAAUUGGAAAAGUACAAAAGAAUUCCAGAAAAGGAAAUCCAGGAAAAACUCAAAAUAAGUUACGAUGGAUUAGAUGAUUCUACAAAAAAGGUUUUCCUUGACAUUGCAUGUUUCUUUAAAGGAGACAAGAGAGAAUAUGUCACUAAAAUACUGGACAGUUGUGGUUUCAGUGCCUAUGCCGGUAUCAAAAAGCUCAAUGAUAAAUGUCUCAUAACAAUUGAUCAAUAUGAUGGUAACCAAUAUUUGUGGAUGCAUGACUUACUACAAGAUAUGGGAAGAGAAAUUGUUCGACAAGAAUCACCCGAAGAACCUGGCAAGCGCAGUAGAUUAUGGUUUGACAAAGAUGUCCGUGAAGUACUUGAGAAAAAUAAGGGAACAGAGCAAAUUGAAGGCAUAUUGAUAGAUUUGCCUUGGGAGGAUUGCAUGAUACGUUUGGGUUCUGAGGUGUUUGCAAAAAUGGAAAGCCUCAGAAUAUUAAAAAUUAUAUGCUGCAGUGAAAUUUUUUGUGGCGGAUUGAAGUAUCUCUCUAAUGAGUUAAGAGUUCUUGAUUGGCUCGGUUGCUCUUUGGAGUUUUUGCCAUCUUCUUUUCAUGGAAAGAAACUCAUUGUUUUAAACAUAAGAGGAAGCAAUAUUACUGAUUUCGGCACGGGAUUGCAAUCUAAGAACUUGACACGUAUAGAUCUCAGUUAUUGUCGAUACUUGACAAAUAUAUCGGAUCUUUCAAGUUGCCCAAAUCUAGAGGAGUUGGUUCUUGAUGGAUGUACAAGAUUAGUUGAGGUUCAUGAUUCUGUUGGAUUUUUGGAUAAGCUUGUUGAAUUGAGAUUGGAAGGAUGUUCCAAUUUCAAGAAGUUGCCAAGUAGCUUCAAGUUGAGAUCUCUAGAAUUACUUGAGCUUGAAGGUUGUACAAGCCUUGAAAACUUUCCUGAAAUUGAGUGUGAAAUGGAACAUUUGAAGCGGGUCGUGAUAGAAAGCACUGUAAUACAAGGGCUACCUUCAUCCAUUACAUACCUCACUGGACUCGAGGAGUUAUUUAUCAAUGGGUGCAAAAGCCUUGUGCUUUUUCCAAUAAACAUUUUUCAGUUGGAACAUCUAAAGGAUGUUACAGUCAUUAAAUGUCCAAAUUUUGUAAAUUUUGGACAGGAGGUGGGGCAUAAUGGACAAUCCAUGCCAUGUACACAAGAAAAUAAAAUUUCAUCCAAUUUGGCUUAUUUAAAUCUAUCUGAUUGUGGUUUUGUUAGCCUUCCUCCAUGCAUCGAAGGAUUCGUUGGAUUGUCUUACCUUCAUUUGAGAGAUUGCAAGCAACUUGAGGAAAUUGUACACCUUCCACCAAAUUUAGAACAGAUAGAUGCUACAGGAUGCGUGUUAUUGCAAUGCUUUCCUCAUGUAUCGACAGAAUCCUCAUUUGGUAUAACCGAGUUAAAACGGCUAAAAUUGAUUCACCUAUCAGAGUGCAAUAAAGUGGAUGUGAAUGUCGGGAAUCAAGCACCAGAUCCAUUAUUGGUUCAGGAACGCUUUCGGGAGAAAGAUUCAAGUAGGAUUAUAUAUCCAGGAAGUAGGAUUCCAGAGUGGUUCAAGUAUUGCAAGGAGACUACUUCAUAUACUAAUUCUAUUGAAAUAGAAAUUGAUACUAAUGAGUCCAUAUGUUUUGGUUAUCAGAUCAUGGCAUUAGUUUUGUGUUUUGUUUUGGACCUCUUCCGGUGGGAUGUAGAAUAGAAACUAUUACUAUCUCAAUAAAUGGCCAAUCGAUUACACAUGCUAACAUAUGGCCUUCAAAAGACCAACAUCGUGUAUUGCUACAGUACAUAGCUGGAAAUUCUAUAGAUCAGAUGGUGUCAAGAAGUUACAGGGAGGGGAACAAUAUGAGGUUUACAUUUGGAAGUGAUCGAAAGAAAGCAAUCUUCAAAAGUGCGGGAGUCCAUCUAAUAUACAGGAAUGACAAUUUGAGUGAUUGUAUUCUACCUUCAAGUAUCAUGCUGAUAUGAUGGUGAGCAUGACAAUGGAUCCCGAUUGGAACCCCGAGCAGAAGAGGCGGGGAUCUUCAACCAACUCUAGCAUUAUGGGAAUUCAAGUAGGCUAUUAAUGAAGAACUUUCGACUUGGGAAUGCUUUCGAGAGAAAGAUUCAAGUAGGAUUAUAUAUCCAGGAAGUAGGAUUCCAGAGUGGUUCAAGUGUUGCAAGGAGACAAGUUCAUAUAGUAAUUCUAUUGAAGUAGAAAUUGGUCAUAAUGCGUCCAUGUGUUUUGGCAUCAGAUUGUGGCAUUAGUUUUCUGUUUUGUUGUGGGACCUAAAGGGGGUACUUUAAUCACCACAAUAAACGGCCAGCUGAUUAAUAGAUAUUUUGAUUGUGAUAUAUGGCCUUCAAUGGACCCACAUGAUCGUGUAUGGCUACAAUACAUAGCUGGAAAUUCUAUUGAUCAGAUGCUAUCAAGAAGUUACAGGGAGGGGAACAAUAUGAGGUUUACAUUUGAAAGUUGGCUUUGAGAAAGCAAUCUUCAAAAGUGUUGGAGUCCAUCUAAUAUAUAGAAAUGACAAUUUUAUUGAUCUUAAUAUUCAACUUUCAAAGAGAUACCAAGAUGAUGGUGAGUAUGACAUGACUUGGAACCUGAUUGGAACCCACAACAGAAGAGGCGGGGAUCUUCAACGGCCAGCUAUAGGUUUAAUGGAGUUCAUAGAUGCUAAUGAAGAUUUGGAUUUAAAACUUCAACUUGGAUAUGAAUUGAAGUUCGAAAAGGAAUAAAAGUUGUGGAAGGAAUCAAAGUUGGGAAAGAACUAUAACCAUAACAGACUUUAACGGCUGUCUUAGUGCUUGAUUUGGGCAAAUUUGACCUUCCCUUUUUAGCCCCCCAAAGCUCAAAUAUUUCAAGAAAUCACUAUUGUUCUCCCUCCUAUGCAUAAACCCUAGCUGCAAGCCUCUCUUCAAUGAUCUUGAACGGUUUUAUCAUCAACUUCAGUGGAAGAUCGAUGCUGUCCUGCUAAACUUAUCAAGACUUCAAUGGCCACUCUUGGUUUUCUCCUCGGGGUUUGAUAAAAGUCCUCUUAGUGGCUCAAACCUUUCAAUCACAGGAUGCUUUUGGAAUUUGCAGCAAACUUUCUAUGAGACUAUGAUCACCUCUUCCCAUAUUGGAAAGGAUGCUGGAUGAAUUGUUAUACUAGACAUUAGAAGGUCACCAUUAAAAGGCUGAAAACUAAUGACCAAAUUUGUGUGUGAAGGGAAGAAAGGGUAAUUGCUGAGAGUUUCUGGUUUGGGAAAUGACACAAAUCAUUGGUCCUAAAGCUCUAGAUGGGAUUAUUAUCAUACUUUUGAACCCAUCUCAACAUUAGAAAGAACGAGGAAAUAAUAAGGUCAUGUACUAAUGCAUACUGAAAGACUUCUAUAUUGGCCUGCCAUUUUGUGGUUAUCUUGCUGGAGCUCGUGUAUCUAAUCGUGCCUUAUUUGAUGGCUAACCGUACGUGGCAGAGUCAGUACCAUAAACACAUAUUGUUAAAUGGGUGCCUUAAUUGCUACAUGUAUUGGAUGCCAACUGCAGACAUGCCGCUGCUCCUGCAGCACCCUCUCCCUGUCUUGUGAUGUAGGAUAUGCAAAGUAUGUGACACAAUACCGUUUUAUUCCAAAAGAUUGAAUUUCUUGUCAAUACCAUAAACACAUAUUGUUAAAUGGGUUCUGCCCUUGAAGAUCCGUCCGGUAGGAAAUGUAGCUGGUAGAGUUUUAUUAAUCACUUUUCCUCUAGAAAAUCCUACAUAUUUAUUAUUUUUUUAUAAAAUUAAUUUUCUUGUUCUUGUUC